GCUUUGGAAGCUUACCUUCUUAUUAGAGAAAGGGGGUGAGAUAGGCGACAGGUAGCUUGCUUCCAAGCCGGCCCGGCCGCGAGGAAGAAAGAGAUUUUUUCCGGUGCUGACCGGGUGACGGAAUAAGGCGGCCAGAAGCGACGAGCAGUCGCGGUCGAAGCUUGGCUCUAGCCGAUAGGCUAGCAGUAAGCUUGGCUACAGCGAAGCGCUUACCAAGCGCGAAGGAAAGGGCCUUCGCCACUUGAGCCGUAUGCGGGGGAACUCGCACGUGCGGUUCUUAGGGGGGGGAGAGCUAGUAGGAGCCGUCCUAUCCCAAUAGCGUAUAUUUGGAGCUCAAUAUGAAAUCCUAUUUUCUUGCAAGACCCGUUCGGAUAAGGGAAAACUCCAGAGAUUGCUUUGAAGUAAGAUCUUGCGUUGACCCUUUCCUGAACCAGAACGGGGGGGGUGAGAGGAAAGGGGGAUCCAAAUCAUCAAUAAAGUGAGGGCUUUCCGGACCCCCCUUUUCCAUUCUUCCUUCCUCCAUCACUCCCUCUUUUUCAAUAAAGAAGCCCCCGGGCCCCUCUCUGAUAAGGAAGGAAACGAAAUAAUCUCAAUUUUACGAAAAAUCUGGUCCGAUGGCUGUUUUCCACUAACCACAAGGAUAUAGGGACUCUAUAUUUCAUCUUCGGUGCCAUUGCUGGAGUGAUGGGCACAUGCUUCUCAGUACUGAUUCGUAUGGAAUUAGCACGACCCGACGAUCAAAUUCUUGGUGGGAAUCAUCAACUUUAUAAUGUUUUAAUAACGGCUCACGCUUUUUUAAUGAUCUUUUUUAUGGUUAUGCCGGCGAUGAUAGGUGGAUCUGGUAAUUGGUCUGUUCCGAUUCUGAUAGGUGCACCUGACAUGGCAUUUCCACGAUUAAAUAAUAUUUCAUUCUGGUUGUUGCCACCAAGUCUCUUACUCCUAUUAAGCUCAGCCUUAGUGGAAGUGGGUAGCGGCACUGGGUGGACGGUCUAUCCGCCCUUAAGUGGUAUUACCAGCCAUUCUGGAGGAGCAGUUGAUUCAGCAAUUUCUAGUCUUCAUCUAUCUGGUGUUUCAUCCAUUUUAGGUUCUAUCAAUUUUAUAACAACUAUCUCCAACAUGCGUGGACCUGGAAUGACUAUGCAUAGAUCACCCCUAUUUGUGUGGUCCGUUCUAGUGACAGCAUUCCCACUUUUAUUAUCACUUCCGGUACUGGCAGGGGCAAUUACCAUGUUAUUAACCGAUCGAAACUUUAAUACAACCUUUUUUGAUACCGCUGGAGGGGGAGACCCCAUAUUAUACCAGCAUCUCUUUUGGUUCUUCGGUUUUAAAUGGCCCUUUUCAGAUGAAAAUCUGAAUACGCAUUGCGCUAUAUGCUGGGACUGUCUGCUUAAUGGUACUCCUACUAUGUUCAUAAGUGGUUUUCUAGUAAAACCCCGAUGUAGUCAAAAUGGAGUAUCUAAGACACAAUCAGCAGGUAACCAACGACAUAAAAGCAGUCUAGUAGGAACCUCAGAGACUACAUGCGCAACAACUUAUCCUAAAUCCUUCUGUGAGUGGCUAGCUGGAAUUAUCGAUGGUGAUGGAAGUAUUCAAGUUAGUAAACAAGGAAAGACUUCUCUUGAAAUUACUAUGGGACUUGAAGAUCUAUCACUACUACGAUAUAUCCAACAUAUGCUUGGUGGAAGUAUUAAAAUGCGAUCAGGUGCUAAAGCUUAUCGUUAUCGACUACAUAAUCAACUUGGUAUGAUUAAACUAAUGAAUUGUAUUAAUGGUCAUAUUCGACAUUCAGCACGACUCCUUCAACUACAUCGUGUCUGUCAAGUACUGGAUAUCCCUGUAAUUCUACCUAUUACACUAGAUGCUCAAUCAAAUUGGUUUGCAGGAUUCUUUGAUGCUGAUGGUACCAUUGGUAUCGCUAUGAAGAAUCGACUACCUCAACUAAGUAUUCGAGUAACUAAUAAACUUCUACAAGAUGUAGAGUCUUAUAAGGUAGUAUUUGGAGGAAAUAUCUACUUUGAUAGUAGUCAAAAUGGUUACUAUCAAUGGUCUGUACAAAGUCGAAAAGAUGUUAUCAUGAUGCUAGAUUACUUUAAAUCAAGUACUUUCCGAAGUCAUAAAUCACGACGAUUCUUCCUUAUUGAGGAAUAUUACAGUCUUUACGAUCUCAAAGCAUUUAAACCUGACAGUAUUCACCAUAAAGCAUGGCUAGCUUUCCUAGACAAAUGGAAUAAGUUGAUGAUAUAGUCCACCUUUCUUCUAUUCAUCCGCUUAUAUUAGUAGAA
Mercurialis annua (annual mercury) is the source of this 2282-nucleotide messenger RNA. Its product is annotated as intron-encoded DNA endonuclease aI4-like. Gene Ontology annotation, molecular function: cytochrome-c oxidase activity; endonuclease activity; heme binding. Gene Ontology annotation, cellular component: membrane. NCBI's taxonomy places the organism in Eukaryota, Viridiplantae, Streptophyta, Magnoliopsida, Malpighiales, Euphorbiaceae. The transcript has a single exon. The record is from RefSeq and is a predicted model, not a curated record. Gene Ontology annotation, biological process: electron transport coupled proton transport; mitochondrial electron transport, cytochrome c to oxygen. Bases 685 to 2244 code for a protein of 519 amino acids.